AAAUAAGUGUUUGAAUUCUUGAGACUCCUUCCUCUACAUUUCUUCUUAGAAAGAACAAGAAGAAGAAGACAUCCAAUUCCUCCAUCUCUUCCCUUCUCUCUCUCUCUCUCUUUCUCUCUGUCUCUCUCUCUCUAUUCAUCAAGCUCUGUCUCUCUGCUUCUCUCUCUAGCCGGGUCUCAAAUCUUCUCAACAUAUCACCGUUUGAAUCAGAACCAGGAAAGAGAGAGAGAGAGAGAGAGAGAGAGACGAUGACUAACAUGAACGGCCACAACCAAGGCAAUAACAUAGCGGUGACCGCCAUGGAAAUCGCAUCCUCCAAACAGCCUCUCCCCACGGCGAAGAGUGUCGACACCCUCCCUGUCCUCAAGAGGUUGCAAUCUGAAUUGAUGGCCUUAAUGAUGAGUGGCGAUUCCCUUAUAUCAGCAUUCCCUGAGGAAGACAAUAUAUUCUGCUGGAAAGGGACCAUUACUGGAAGCAAAGACACAGUCUUUGAAGGAAAAGAGUACAGGCUUUCUCUCUCGUUUCCCAACGAUUACCCCUUUAAGCCUCCCAAGGUCAAAUUCGAGACCGUCUGUUUUCAUCCCAAUCUAGAUUUAUAUGGCAACAUAUGCUUGGACAUCCUUCAGGAUAAAUGGUCAUCAGCUUAUGAUGUGAGAACAAUACUGCUUUCUAUCCAGAGUCUGCUUGGAGAACCAAAUACAAGCUCCCCUCUAAACACACAAGCUGCAUCACUAUGGAGCAACCAAGAAGAAUACAGGAAGAUGGUGGAGAAGUUAUACAAGCCUAUUGCUAGAUGUUAAAGGUGGUUUGGCAGUUACCCACACAUAUUCUCUUUCUUCUGGAGGAAAGAAAGAUUUAAACGAGAUAAUUGUUUCGACAUUUUCUUCCAUUUAUUCCUUUUUCUUUUUUUUUCUCACAAUUUCUACAAUGUGUCUUGUUUUAACUGAAAAUUGAGAUUUGUUAGUUUGAGUUUGGAUUGGAAAACAAGAUUAUUGUUUGCUCCUUGUUCUGUUUGUUCUUUGUCUAAAUCUGAGGGGGCUAAAGUUUCUGCUCC
Messenger RNA from Camellia sinensis, 1054 nucleotides. RefSeq names its product ubiquitin-conjugating enzyme E2 20. NCBI's taxonomy places the organism in Eukaryota, Viridiplantae, Streptophyta, Magnoliopsida, Ericales, Theaceae. The record is from RefSeq and is a predicted model, not a curated record.